CGUCAAUCUUGAGUCAUUCGAUGAUGCGACUCUUGAGCUUUGCAGAUCUGUUGUUGUGUUCAAUAAUGUCAUCGUAAAUUUACUCAAGCGAAUUCGGCGUUGCCGUUGAAUUUGGGUUUUUCUUCUUCAAGAAUGACGGCAAGGAACUGGAUUGCCUCUGUUUUACAUGCCAAUAAGAGCUACCGCCAAGAAAACGGGAGCGGAGCGGUAUCUCUUGGUAAUUCAUCACGUGUAUAGGUAGUCUAUAGGUACCUAGGUUGGAUCCACCUCAUCCAUGAUUCGGCUGAUGUUGCAGGUGAACACAUCCAAGCGAUCUCUCGUAUCUUUGACAAUUCCAACCUCACAAAGUAACCAGUAACCAGUCCUCGUUCAUAUGGUCUUGGCCUAAACACUAGCCACACCUAUUCAAGUUAUCACUGGCGCUUCGAACCCUUGUGCUUACUUCAACGGCUUUUACCGACCAUCCACAAGCCCCUCCUUCAACAACCACAUCCACCAAAGAUUUAGCUUAUCACACAUGGUAGUAGAACAAGAACCUGUCGAUCAACCUUCAACGUUCCUCCCUCGUCGAUUUGAGCAUUCUUCUCCUCUUCACCCGUAUCACCACCCCUCACUCACCCCGCACAAUCAUGUCCCCUUCCCCGGCUUUUCCGCCCUACCAACCACAUCGAAACUCGCAAUCUUUUGAUCCCAAUACUCCACCUGCACCUCCACCAAAACCAAGUAGUCAAGAAGUUAGUCGACGUAGUACACCUGCUGGGACACAACCCUUGCCUCUGCCCCCUCCACAGCCAGACACCAUCGGUAGUCAGAGACCGGGGCCAGAAGAUCCCCAAUCACUACAGCAUGCUCGGUUCAACCCAGGAAGAGUAGAAUCACAAAUACAAGAUCCUGGGGAAUCAUGGCUUCCUAAAAUUUUGGAAGACAAAACGUAUGUGAACUUACCAUCCACCUGAUCACCUUUAAACUGACUUUACUACUUUUUUAGAAAACAAGAUAUCGCUGACGUCUUGGCAAAUCCCGGUCUUCUGGCCGCUCUAGCACAUUCAACUUUAACUGCUCAUCCUUCCAUUGCAUCUGCUCAAGAACCUUUGCAAGCCGCUUUGGACGAGAAUAUUGCUCUUGCUUCACAUUUGAAUGAACUGGAAGCACGUCUGACCCACUUGAGGUUAUCCACGCAAGCACAGCUUCUCUCAACCCACGCCUUGGAGCGGCAAUGGAAGCAGAAACAAUCUGAAAUGGAUCGAGCCUUGGCACCGUUUGGACAACGAUCCCUUCACCAGAUGCUUAGCCAGGGAAUACAGGAGCAAGAAAUGGUAUGUCGUGCUGUAGAAGAAAGUUUCCUGGAAGGCGAUGGCGAUACGGCAACUGAAAAGGAGGUUGUUGAGUGGACCAGGAGGUAUCGAGAUGCAAAGAAAACCUACUAUUCUCGUCGGGAACGGAAGGAGAGGUGGGAUGAAGGUCGUGUCGGUGGAUGGAGAUCGUAAAAGCGGAUCGAGACGUGGUUUGAAAUUAUUCGACAACUAUUUUAUUCGUCAUCAUGCACGAUUUGUGAUGUUGUAAUGCCUAGUACCCAGGAAAAGGCUACCUUUCAACUGCAGAGGUUCUUCACGAAUUUUUCGGAUCCGCUUAUCUUCUCAGAGGCCACCACCGAUGGGAUCGCCAUGUGUACGAUACCAAAUAGGUCUUUUAUCGGAGCACCAAUGCGAGAUACGAUGACGUAUAUCGUCAUUUGUUUUCAUGUACUCGAGUACCUGUAUGUCUUUGAAGGAGCGACAGAAUCCAAACGAGUACUACCAGAGAAACUCACAAGUGGUACACCCGUUUGUGCCUGACCUUGAGCCGUGCUUGCUUUCCCACGAACACAGAGUCCGACGGCAUGAUGCAGGAAGCGCAGAACACCAACAAUAACACCGACGUCCAACAUAUCCUGAAACCAUUCUUUCCCCAGAAAAUGGGAAUCGCACAACUGCAUCGCGAUAUGGAAAUAGAAUGAUCACAGCAUGGAAAGUCUACCAGCUAGUUGCAACCAACCAGCCGGUCCAAUAUAUACUGUAUAUCCGAACUUGACGUUUGCUUUCUAAGUACUGUACCGAAAUAAGGAAAAUACCUGACUGA
This is a messenger RNA of Hymenoscyphus albidus, 2118 nucleotides long. Lineage: Eukaryota; Fungi; Ascomycota; Leotiomycetes; Helotiales; Helotiaceae. The record is from the annotation of a GenBank genome assembly.